UCACACACACACACACACACACACACACACACACACACCAGUGAGCGGUUCACGUGCCCGAGCGGACUAGCGCUCCGCACAGCACCUCGUCAUAAGUCACUAUCUCUUCACACACACACAGUACACGCGGUCUGACAAACACGAGCACCCGCGUGCGGGGGGUGGGACACGGCGCGCGGACGGAGGACUCAACUAGUCGCGCCGCUCGAAUAGUUACUUUGUGACGGACGCCCGCGCUGUGUUACCAGCUCGUUCGACGCCGGGACACUCUGUGUGUGUCUGUAACAACGGGGCGGAGAGCUGCGCGGGAAGCGCGUGGAAACACGGAGGGAACGAAAGGCGCCGUCUGUGUCGUGAGUUCGUUCGAACGGGCUCGAGCAGGUGGAGCGGGCGCGAGGAGCCGAGUCCCGCCGCGCGCACCGACACCGCACGGAUCGGACGCUAUUGAUGUCCAAUGCACAGAACUUCUGCUCCAGAGCUUCCCUAUGGAUGAACUCAAAUCUGAGGCUCGCUGACCAUCCCGCCACCAGCGUUGUGCCAGAGGGAUGCGGUGGAGUGGCGGGUGUCUCUAACUGGUGCACAGAACUUAGUCUGCCACGGAAAUCAUCACUUGGGCAGUGCAUCACGACCUUGAUUUACCACGGUGGAAAACACACCCCCUGGCACUGAUCGAGUUUGGUUCAUUUCUGUUCGGGGUGUUUGAUUGGAGCCGUACACCCAGGCUUGGGCCGGAGGGGAAUGUUGAAAUAGCUUCCUUGCUGAAGCAGGACUGCCACCCCGGAGGCUCAUGUGCAGCCAGGAGGCUGCCUGCGGAUUGAGAGGGCUUCAGAUCUGGGGAGGCUCAUUUGGACCCCAGAGGCUCCACUGGGCCACACAGCACACUCUUUUCUCACUCCGUCUCUUUCGGCCUAAUGGCAUGGGUCAAGUUUUUCAAGAAGCCAGGGGGCAAUCUGGGCAAGUCAUACCAGCCGGGCAGCAUGCUGUCCUUGGCGCCAACCAAGGGCCUGUUGAAUGAACCUGGGCAGAACAGCUGCUUCUUGAACAGCGCCGUGCAGGUCCUGUGGCAGCUGGACAUCUUCAGACGCAGCCUCCGACAGCUGCCCGGCCACUUCUGCCUCGGAGACUCCUGCAUAUUUUGUUCCCUGAAGAGCAUCUUCACACAGUUCCAACACAGCCACGAACGGGCCCUACCCUCCGACAACCUGCGGCACGCCCUGGCCGAGACCUUCAAGGACGAGCAACGUUUCCAGCUGGGCUUCAUGGACGAUGCGGCCGAAUGCUUUGAGAACAUUCUGGAGAGGAUCCACCUGCACAUUGCCCCAGACUCCGAGACAGAUGCUUGCACCUCCAAGUCCUGCAUCACACACCAGAAGUUUGCCAUGACACUGUAUGAGCAGUCGGUGUGUCGCAGCUGUGGCGCUUCCUCGGACCCUCUGCCUUUCACAGAGCUGGUGCACUAUGUCUCCACCACAGCCCUCUGCCAGCAGGUAGAGAGGGGUAUCGAGAGGAGCGAGCGGCCCCGAGCGGAACGUUUUGGAGAGCUGCUGCAAGCUGCAUGCACCUUUGGAGACCUCAGGAACUGCCCGAGCAACUGUGGACAGAGGAUUAGGAUACGGAGGGUGCUGAUGAACUCCCCCGAGAUCGUCACCAUCGGCUUUGUGUGGGACACAGAGCAGUCGGACCUGACCGAGGAGGUCAUCCGCUCCCUGGGGUCUCAUCUCAACCUCUCUGAGCUCUUCUACGGUGUCACAGAUGAACAUGCGAAGAAGAGCGACCUGCUGCUCGUGGGGAUGAUUUGCUACUCCAGUCGACACUACUGUGCCUUCGCCUACCACUCCAAGUCCUCUAAGUGGGUCUUCUUUGACGAUGCCACCGUCAAGGAGGUCGGCACUAGAUGGAAAGAUGUGGUUACCAAAUGCAUCCGAGGCCACUUCCAGCCCCUGCUGCUGUUCUACACAAACCCAGAUGGUAGCGCCGUCUCCACCGAGGACGCUCCGAGACAGACCACCUCGUGGUCCCACGACAAGCCUGCUAUCGACGGGGAGCUCACAAUGCCCGAUGCACUGUCUCCAGGCACCAGGAAGCAGGAGCCCUCCCGAGAGAGCCUGUUCUCUUUGUCCCGGCAGCAACCUGCCCCUGUGAUGGCCUUCAGCCGGGGCAACGGGCAAACCAGUGGAGGAAGAGGGCCAGUGAAGAUCCUUCCUGUGGACCCUAGGAGCAAAUUGCGCGAGAUUUCCAGGGAGGCAGCCCAGCGUGCCGGGGAAGUGCGGGUGCCCCAGGCCCGGAGGGACGUGGAUAGGGGUCUGCGCACCCAGAGACACCGAGAUUCCUUCCCGGAGAAGACAUACUCGCGAUCGGCCUCACCCCCGGAGAGCGGCUUCAAGCAGUUUGCGGAGCAUCGCCUCUACAGCAGCCAGGGCAAGGGGCCGAGCCGUGGUGAGAGAUCACCUGUCCAGGGCAGGACGUCCUAUGAGCCACGGUCUCAGCAACGUGUGCAGGUGCUGCCUGGUGGCCGACAGUUCGACUUCUCCAACGGCUAUGACACGGACAGCAGCCAGGACUCACGGGACAGGGGCGGCGGACGCAGCAAAAGCAAGCCCUGGAGGCCUAUGAGGGAGACUCUCAACGUGGACAGCGUGCUGAGUGGCCAGAAACAGCAGGAGCGGCAUCAGCAGGGACCGCGCCACAGGCCAGUCGGCCAAGAGAGGGCGCCCUACGAGCGCCAGCGGUCUUGGGCCAAGGAGGAGCGUCGACUCAAGAGCCUUAAUACUAUCUAUGAAGAUGAGCAGAAGCAGGAGACGGGCAGCCACAGCUCCCUUGACUCAGUGGGCCGGAGCGCAAUGGAAAAGGAGAGGACUAAGAGCGGGCCUAGCCACAAGGUCCACAGUGACAAUUGGAAGAUGCAGCGCACGGAGUCCGGGUACGAGAGCAGUGACAGGCUCAGCAAUGGCUCUGCCAGCCUUGACUCACCUGUCGUGGAGAGCCUGGCUGCCAAAGAAUCAAGGCCCGUUCCCGAGCUGCUGUUGAUGCGGGAGCAACUCCAUCCAGUCAGGUCUGAUGAAUCCCUUCCUGUUGCUUCGCUGCUCCCUCCUGCCCAUGGUGAACAUCCCAUCAAAGCUCCUGACUGUACAGACUUUCCUGACCUCAAAUCCAAUUGCAACUUACAAAGAAAAAUGGCAUUCAGACAUAGUCCUGGCAGUUUUGAAAGCAGUGACAGCUCAGUUGGUGACUCCAUGAUUCCUGUGUCAAAUGGGCGUGGUCACGGUGCCAGAAGCCCCACCCUGCCAAGCCCGGAUAAGAAGAGCAGCUCAGAGCUUAACAGCUCAGACGACUUGUUGGGCUCCUUUUCCGAGCCGGAAGACAGCGAGACGCCUCCUGUUCCGCCCCCUCGUGAGCAGUCUCAGGCCCUGUACUAUAACUUGGCUCCGCCUCCUCUGCCUCCCAAGACAUACCCAGUGAGCACGAACCACGGGGGGCUCGCCCUCAGAACUGCGCUCCAGCAUGAGCCUUCGCAGGCCAGCCCCCGCCUGUCUCCAAAGGCAGCCCCAUCCCAAGCCAUUCCCCUAGCCCCUGAGCAGAGACCGCCCUCCGGUGCCGGCUCGAGCUCCAGUUCCGGAUCCUCGGACCCGGAGCGGAGCGAGCGGUUCGCCAGCGAUGGUGACAAAUGGAUCUUCUCGGGACCCUCGGGAUCUGCCAGAAAGGUCCUGCCCACCACCUACUUCUCAGUGGACAGCUGCAUGACAGACUCAUACCGACAGAAAUACCACCAGCAGAGGGCGACGUUGCACAAGGUGGCUGGCGAUCACAGCUCGUCUGGAGAGAGCGAGCUGUCAGACAGCAGCCACCAGCCGUCUGGAGAGUCCCACUCUUCCGAUUCGCUCAAGGCCAAGCUGGAAACAGCCGGCUACACCAGUAAAACUGUUGCAAAGUGGAACCCAGUGACCCCAAGAGGACUGGAUGAGCAUGGCUUCUUGUGAUGGAAGUCGCCUG
Molecule: messenger RNA, 3990 nt
Organism: Scleropages formosus (Asian bonytongue)
Lineage: Eukaryota; Metazoa; Chordata; Actinopteri; Osteoglossiformes; Osteoglossidae
Gene: usp53a
Product: ubiquitin specific peptidase 53a
Exons: 17
Coding region: 912-3977 (1021 amino acids)
Biological process (GO): sensory perception of sound; protein deubiquitination; response to auditory stimulus
Cellular component (GO): cell-cell junction
Molecular function (GO): cysteine-type deubiquitinase activity
Source: RefSeq, a predicted model, not a curated record